This is a messenger RNA of Caenorhabditis sp. 36 PRJEB53466, 498 nucleotides long. NCBI's taxonomy places the organism in Eukaryota, Metazoa, Nematoda, Chromadorea, Rhabditida, Rhabditidae. The record is from the annotation of a GenBank genome assembly.
AUGCAUCGCCUCCUCCUGGGACUUUCCCUGCUUUCCAUCGGUCUCCUCUCGACCUACACCCACGCAUUGCCACCCCCUCUUUCCCCGGUGGACGUCCGCAAAGUCGCCGAUAUGCUCAAGAAAGUGGAAGAGUCUCUGAAGGAAGAACGUCUGAAACUCGAGCAGAUGAAUGACUUGAAGCACACCAGAGACUGUGAGUACCUGUGGAUCCAUAAUAAUACCGCCCCCUUUUCUUUUUUUGAAGGGGUCGUCGACACUCCGUUCGGCACAAUGCACAUCGAUCUUCCGUUCAAGAAGAUCGCCCACAUCGGAAAGGGACUGCAGAAGAUGGCCGUCGUCGCGCAAGAGAAGAUGAAGAAGAAGACUCCGAGUGCUCCGAACGCCGACGACGAGCUGCAACACACUACGUACAUGAACAAUAAAGGAGAGUUGUGCAUCGUGCCGCAUUCCGGACCGGCAAUUUGUAGCCCAAGGUUUGAUGACUUGAAAUGGCACUAA